AUGGAAAGGAUCUUUAGGUUCCUUAGAUGCAAUGAUGCUGAGCGCCUUAUGUGUAUGUCAUACCAGCUCAAGGGAUCCGUAGAUUAUUGGUGGGAGGCCAAACAUAAGACUUUAACCCCUGAUCAAGUAGAUGAACUUACGUGGGAGCAAUUUAAAAUAGCUCUCUGCGAGAAAUACAUACCGCGUAGCUAUCGCAAGAAGAAGGAAAUGGAGUUUGUAAGUUUGAAACAAGGAAAUAAGACGGUAGCUGAAUAUGACCGUUUGUUCUGUGAUUUAGCUCGAUAUGCACCAUAUCGAGUAGAUACGGAUGAGAAGAUGUCAGAGUUGUUUUGUGCCGGUUUGAAGCAGGAGAUUCGAGUUGUUUUAGCAAGUCAGAGCGCACUUACGUAUGCUGAGGCACUGAACAGAGCACUAGAUAUGGAGCUGGCAAUGCAGCCAGAGAAGACGAGUCAACCCUCUGUACCCCAAGUGAAUCCGAAUGCUCAAUCGGGGAGUCAAUCCUUUUAUGGGCAAGGACAGAGAGGUAAAAGGAAGUGGGACGAGAGAAACCAAGGUCCCGAGAAGUCGUGGCAAGGAUGGGAACAAAUAGCUGUUUCACCUGUGGAAGAGUCGGACAUUACUCCAACCAAUGCCCGAACCGACAGCAAAGUGGAACCGGUGGAAGACCGAAACCAUUCCCGCCGCAGCUCAAGGCCAUGGAUGAAGGAAUAUUAA
This is a messenger RNA of Salvia miltiorrhiza (redroot sage), 714 nucleotides long. RefSeq lists its product as uncharacterized. Bases 1 to 714 code for a protein of 237 amino acids. Lineage: Eukaryota; Viridiplantae; Streptophyta; Magnoliopsida; Lamiales; Lamiaceae. The transcript has 2 exons. The record is from RefSeq and is a predicted model, not a curated record.